AUGGAUUGUGUUGAUAUCAUGAAAGAGUUUAUCAAACACCUGGAAGAUUUGGAACUGUUAACAACAGAUGCUCAACUAUACAAGGCUGAUGAAAUAUGGGACAGACUGCUUGUAUUGAUAAUGGAGUUGAAACAACAUAACUGCAACUUUAAAGUUAUAGUGCCUCGCUUACAGAGUAUUGGACUGCAAGAUAUCAUAACCGAUUAUUUGGAGUAUAAUCGACCCAGUUUACAGGUCAAAGUAAUGGAGUUUACUAAAGUAUUUGCGAUUGUGGUGUACUAUGAUCAUGAGUUCAAAGCGAUAAAAACAUGUACAGAGUUUUACAGUUAUAAACGCUGGAGCGAGGAGUGUAAAUUUGACAUCAAGCCUAUGGUCGAGAUUAUUGUUCACGAGUCGGAUCAAGAAAUGCUCACAUUGGCGAUUAACCUGUUUUUGAAAGUUUGCAGUUAUAUUGACGAUGAAAAUUUUGGCAUCGUGUUGUCAAGACUUGUUUCACGACUGGAAUCAUCUAGUGGUUCAGUUGCUGUUGGGUUUAUCAAAAAUCUUCAAACCAUGUAUCGGAAUAUUUGUCAUCAUGACCCAGUAAAAGCAGCGGGAUGCGGUGUCAUUUCAGCAAUAGUCAAUACGCUCAGGAGUGUCGAUCAAGCAGUGGUUGAUCAAAGUAUUGAAAUUAUCCAUAAUUUUUCCAGCUAUGUAAAUUGUGAAGUGACUUCAGCCGAGUUGAUAAGAUCGGGUUUGAUUCAAACGCUUAGCGACUUGUAUAUCAGAUACAGCGACGACCUUGAACUAAGAACACGCAUAAUCAAGGUAGCUGGAACUGCUGCAUCCGAUAUGCGUGACUUUCCUGUAUCGCUUGUACGAUCGUUGGUUUUUGAGCAAUUGACGAUAUCGAUACUUGAUGUCGAUAUGUAUGACUGUUUGCGCCGGUUUGGUCAUAUCAAUGACAUGAUUCAGAAAUCUACAAACAAGGCCGAGAUGAUCAAGGCGUUUCGAGAAUAUGGAAUUAUGCAGCAACUCAUCACUAUUUAUUCACGUACAGAUGUAAAUUUGUAUGAUUAUGGUGAUGAAACUAGUAUUGUAAAACUAGUCAAAACACUUGCUGAUUUUGCCGACAAUCAUCCCGACAGUUCGAUACGUACCGAGUUGGAUCAAGGCAGGAUAUUUGAAAAUCUAAUGGCUAUUGUAAAAUCGGACACUGCUGAAUACACAAACAGAAAGAUUGCUGGCCAGAUUAUUGAAACGUGUUUCCAGCAUCGGGUUCACGUUGCUAAUUCGAGCAUUCAGCCAUACAACGACAAUGCCAAAAUUGGUACGAGUUCUGGAAUUGCCGGAUAUGUACGUGGAGAGGUGCGCACGCUUGUCGAAAUGCGGUAUAUCCAGUAUCUGCAAUGUAUACUUUGCAAACCCAUGUGGUGGAUCGAUAUCACAAACCAGCAUAUUGUGGAGCAAUGGAGGGCUGACUCACUCGAUCGGAAUAUAUUGCCAUCAACAUUUAAUCUUGCGUUGGAACAACUCGGGGUUUUUGUCAAACAGCUUGUUUGUAGUGGCAGUGACGGAUUGGGCACAAUUGUCCCAGGACCUGUUGAACUGACGUAUAUACUGGACAAUGGCAUACCUGACAAUGUAUACACGCGAUUGGUGACAAAUGUAUCGGAUAUUGAACAUGGAUCAAAUCACAACACUGGUCAAAUGGUGCACAAUCUGAUUGAUGCAUCAAUGUACAGUGUUGUAUAUGGACAAACGAUGAUUGCACCACUGAGUAUACGACUCAAAUACACCACAAUGGUACCAUGCGAUAUAUUGUUAUCGACUCGACUUGUUUCAGAUACGCCCAUCAUUAACGGCAAUCCCAAGUUUAUAUCACGCAAGUUUCAAUGUCUUCCGAGUGAAUUCCGUGUCGAACAGGAUGGCAGUGUGACCAUCAACUCAUACAUCAACAAUCUGAAUCCGAUAUGGCAUCGAGACAUGUACAAAUGCAUUGCCAAAAUAUUCAAAUGUUUUGUUCCGAUGUUUGAAAGUCUGUUCAGAACGAUGGAUCCAAUGUUCAAAUAUAUUGAUAUUCACAAUGGCACAAAGGGAUAUGAGUUACCAAACCAGUCGGACUAUGGUGAUAUGCAGCCAAACACUCAAGUCACUCGUCCCGUGUAUGUACCAAUACUUCCGGAACAUUUCAAAUCCAAAUAUGAAUCAGCAAAGCCAGUAUCACUGCGUGGUCGUAAUCUACAAGUCAUUGUCAAACUCACCAACAUUCAACUGACACCAUCCAAACCUAAAUACGACGAGGGAAACUGGCACAUUGAAGGUCCACGUAACGAAUCGAUUGCUGCGAUUGGACUGUAUUACUACGACGUGGAAAAUAUCACCACACCCAAACUCGAUUUCCGCGAGGCUGUUAAUAGUUCUUAUUAUGAAAUGCCAGCUUGUGUGUAUUGGAAAGAUGUGUAUGACAUUGUUGAGCGAAAAUCAUCAAAGAAUCAGUAUAUAGGAUCGCUUGAGUUACCAAAUGGUCGAUGUGUAGUUUAUCCCAAUCGAUACCAACACAAAGAACAAUCAUUUGAACUUGCAGAUCCAACUCAACCAGGACACUGCAAGAUUCUGACAUUUUUUGUAGUGGAUUCAGUCUGUCGGAUUGUUUCGACUGCGCAUGUGGCUCCGCAACAACCACAAUGGUACAACUCGAGUCUUGACAAGGCACACGUACCGCCUGAGCUGUGGAAUGAUAUCAUGCAGUAUAUUCAAGGUGUUCAAUCACCAGCUGAAGCCAAACACCAUCGAGAUGAAUUGACAAGUGACCGAAUUCAAAUCACAGCAGCAUACAACACAUACAGAUAUGAACAGAAGUAUAAUCUUGGUCUUUGGUGAUGGAUUGUGAGGUUGUGAUUUAUACAACAAUGAGUUGUAAUGCCAGUCAGAUCUAUGCAAUUAAAUGGAUCGAAUAAAUUGAAUGAAUUGAAUCAAUCAUGUCAAUCAUGACAGUGAUUGUUGAUU
Messenger RNA from Batrachochytrium dendrobatidis JAM81, 2988 nucleotides. RefSeq lists its product as uncharacterized. The transcript is spliced from 6 exons. NCBI's taxonomy places the organism in Eukaryota, Fungi, Chytridiomycota, Chytridiomycetes, Rhizophydiales. The coding region runs from base 1 to 2862 and encodes 953 amino acids. The record is from RefSeq and is a predicted model, not a curated record.